Messenger RNA from Cantharellus anzutake, 483 nucleotides. RefSeq lists its product as uncharacterized. The record is from RefSeq and is a predicted model, not a curated record. Lineage: Eukaryota; Fungi; Basidiomycota; Agaricomycetes; Cantharellales; Hydnaceae. The transcript has a single exon. The coding region runs from base 1 to 483 and encodes 160 amino acids.
AUGAGCCAAGAUGACCUUGGAGGUCAACCCUCCAGGAGCCAACAACCUCUUGAAGAGCAAUCGAAAGAUAUAUUCGACUCGCUCCUCCAAGAACUCGAUCAGAUCCUCACCGACUUCAACUUUCAGAAAUCGACCUUAUUCGAAGCAUUCAACGCAAUCAACAUGCAUUUGGAAGCAGAACCAAACCUCACAGACACACAACACCUUGAAACCUUGAGGAGGUAUGGUGAUCGACUCUGUCAUAUCCCAGAAUUCCGACCCCGCGCACUCCCACCACACCACACCUUCCUAACAACUUCACCAUCCCCUACACCAUGCCUCCCCACUCCCCAAGCCACCUUCCCUCCUGACUGGCUCAGCUCCGGUCUGGUUGCGGCACACCGAACCUUGGCCACUCCCAUCCCAGAAGCUCGGUCCCGAGUAGGAACAUUCGGAGACCCCGGAUUUGCUCCGAUAUCCCGAUGGACCUCCGAUAUCCCGUGA